This is a messenger RNA of Phasianus colchicus (ring-necked pheasant), 2015 nucleotides long. The record is from RefSeq and is a predicted model, not a curated record. Lineage: Eukaryota; Metazoa; Chordata; Aves; Galliformes; Phasianidae.
UUAUGGUUUUCUUUCCAAAGGGAUUAUAUAUCUCUCUAUAUAUAGGGUGGCUUCAGGCAUAAAGCAGCCAGGUUAGAGGGAGGAAAAGUGUGUGUGUAUAAAAUAAAAACUGCUGCCAGAAUGACCGUCAUUUGAAACUCUGGGAUGACAGAGGGAUUCCGGGCAGCCUCACUGCUCUGCUUUCAGGGCUCCUUAAUGCUGCAAGACCCUGCAGAGAGCAGACCCUGCUCAGUGUGAGCUUCCACCACCACUGGCCCAGCCAAGGAUGUCUGCAGAGCCCACUCUGGAUGCCAGCUCAGGCAGAAGAGCUGUGCAGUGCUCGUUCAGCAUUGAGAACAUCCUCGCCAGCCCAGCAGAGAGGAGCCCCCAGGUUCUGGUUCCACUCUGUCUUCAGGGCAUCCUGGACUGUGCACCAAAGGGGCUGUGCGAGCUGGAGGGCAUUGCUCUGCAGGAGGAGGAGGAGGAGGAGGAGGAGGAAGAGCUGGAAGGUGCGGCUUGUAGCUGCUGCUGCUGCUCCCACACAGGUACACGGCCUCUGCAGGACCCUCCAGGUUGGCUGGGUGAGUGACUGGGGCUCUGUACCGUGCAGUUUGUUUCCUGGGUGACAGUGCAGUGUCCAACCUGCCACAGUGCUGGGUGCCUUUCUCUGAUCUCAGCUCUGGUGAGAAGUUGCUGAGUCUGCUGUUAGAAGGGCUUCUGAGAGCUGGCACCCUCACCAGGGUUUUAAAUCAGUGGGUGCUUUUUUGUUACCAAGUAUUGCUGGUUUAUGGUAAAGCACACAGAGUGGCAGUUCAGGGUAGGAGCUCUGCAGAGAGCAUGGGCUCCAUGGUCAUCCUGACAGAGCUCCUUCGCACCACCCGCUCUUGGGAGCCUCGCUUGUCCUUUCAGGGAAAGGUGGGAGGUUUUUUUGCUACAUCUAGCAAAAUGGAUGCAUAGAAAACCUUGAUUUGUGGUUCAAAAGCAUCCUGGAAGUUCAGAAAUACUCCGUGCUAUGAUGGAAAAACAACUCCUAACCAUGCUGUUAAGUUUCCAAGUCAUUUUUUGGAGCUUGCCCACAGCAUCACAGGUAAGUGAACAAAGAAAACAACACUAGUGCUCCCCACUUACAUGCUUCUUUCCAAGUGACACUGAGCCCUUCACCUGCUUGCACUGUGAUCAUACAUCUUUCACCUAUGCAAGCUGCACUCCAUCCACACAAUGAAUGCAGAUGCAGACAGUGCUCGAUGCCAAUGUAUUUCAGCUGCCCAUCCCCACAGAGCUGACUGUCCCUCUCCUUGCAGACCCCAGGUUCCCUUGGCCCAUGCGACUGCUCCACUCAGCGGUCAGAGGCUGCAAGAGCCCUCAGGGCAGCCCCAGCGAGCUGCAGGCCUUCCAGCAGAUCCAGCGUCGGACGCGCCGUCAUCGCACCAUAUUCACCGAGGAGCAGCUGCAGGCCCUGGAAACACUUUUCCACCAGAACCAAUACCCGGACGUCAUCACCAGGGAGCACUUGGCCAACCGCAUCCACCUGAAGGAGGAGAGGGUGGAGGUCUGGUUUAAGAACCGUCGAGCCAAGUGGAGGCAUCAGAAGAGAGCAUCUGCCUCGGCAAUGGUCCUUCAGGGCAGCGCGGAGCCGCCCAAGGGGAGCUGCUAACGGCGCUGCGGGAGGGGAGCAGCGGGGCCGGGCUUCAGGGUGAAUGCAGGCGGGGCUCCUCCGAAACCCGACCUCUGUGCUGAGCCCCGUUCAGUGGCGUGGCCUUCAGAUGGUGAAGCGGGCACGAAGCCGACAGGCGGUGUGGGGACAGUGCUGUGCUGCACACGUCAGUCCCGGCCGGGCUCCCCGGGCUGUGCUGCUUGUGUCUGUCAGCUCUGCUGUGUGAACACGUGCCAGUGAAGGCUGCUCUCAGCACCCACGGCUUCGAGCGUCGCUUUGGGGCCCCACACGCACACCUACGGAGCUGCCGAGCCCCGCCCGUGCUCCCCAGGCCCCGCCGCGACUCCGCUGCCCCGGCGUCGCCGUCACCAGGGCGCCGCGC